Molecule: messenger RNA, 1524 nt
Organism: Cricetulus griseus (Chinese hamster)
Lineage: Eukaryota; Metazoa; Chordata; Mammalia; Rodentia; Cricetidae
Source: RefSeq, a predicted model, not a curated record
AUGGCACGGGCUAGGGAAGAAGCAGGGGACAGCCAGUUGGUGUCUGGUAGGGAGUCAUCUUCACGUAUCAUCAGAGUGUCUGUCAAGACCCCACAGGACUGCCAGGAAUUUUUGCUGGCAGAAAAUAGUAGUGUCCUCCGCUUUAAGAAGCAAAUCUCCAAGUACCUUCACUGUGACACUGACCGAUUAGUGCUCAUCUUCUCUGGGAAGAUUCUCCGAGAUCAAGACAUACUAAGCCAGCGUGGCAUCCUUGAUGGCUCUACAGUCCACGUGGUAGUGAGGACUCGUUUGAAAGGGUCAGUCUGUACGGGAGGUCUGGCAGGCCCUACAGUCCACUGUACCCACCGUCCAGAACCACCGACCUCUGAUAGUGCUGGGGUACUAGUCAGGCUGGGCCGACUGGCCCGAACCUCACCUGACCUAGGUGAUUUCUUCAGCCAGCUUGUCCAACUGCUGACGACGGCACCAGAGUCGGUGGUGCAGUUCUUGGAAGAUCCUCUGAUUCAAGGGCUGGCAAAUGAGAAACAAGGCAAUGGCCUGCAUGUUCCUGAAUCCUCAAAGUCGGUACAGAAACGAGACCCAGCUCUCAAGUUUCCGGAAACCUUUCAGAAACCAGGGCGGCAACAGGAAGUCCUGCAGGAACACAAGCAGAGGCUGGAGGCCCCGAAAGCAGUGCCAGGAGGUGACAAUGCUUUGCGUCCUGGCUGUUCUGAUAUCCACCAGAUCAUGCUCUCCACUCUGGCCUUAUUGGUGGCUUCUAGGGGCCACAUUUCAGGCUCAGAGAUGUGCAGAGGAGAAGCUACCAACGCUCACUGCAGUUCUGAUCCCUCCACCACCAUUCCAGCCAGGCUCUUGGCACAAGAGGUCAGUACAGGAGGGGUUACCCAGGUCAAGGGCAUCCUCGCAAGUCAGGCUAUUUCAGGGUGCCGACCUGGUAUACUAGAUUUACACCUAGGCUCAGAUUUUCCCUUCCAAGAGAACCAGCAGCUGGUGGAGAAAGCCCCUCCAGUCGGUCACCCGAGACCCUCACCCUCUGCUUUGUGCCGAGCCUUAAACAUCCUGCAGCAGAAUCCAGCUCUGCUACACCAGCUGGCAACCGGCAGCCCCCUACUACAUCAUAUGCCUCUUCUUCCCAUCCUUACCAACCCGCGAGCGCUGCAGGCAUUGCUACAGAUAGAACAAGGCCUACAGAUACUGUCCAGGGAGGUGCCUGAGCUGGAACCAUUCUUAUGGGACUCAGCUAAACCAUGUGGGGCUACAGGAGCCCCAGAAACUAGGGGUAGAAGACAAACCCAUAGAGAAGAUACUUCACAACACUCCUUGGCCUAUCAGCAUCAUUCAUUGGCCAACGUCCAAACUGCACUGUCCUUGCCCCUCCUCAAUGAAGGUCGCUACCAGCAAGAACUGGAGCAGCUGAAAGCCUUGGGUUUUACUAACCACGAUGCAAACCUGCAGGCCCUUAUAGCCACGGAUAGAGAUAUCCACGCCGCCAUUGAGAGGCUUCUCGGGUCUCCGCAGGCCUAG